Molecule: messenger RNA, 1281 nt
Organism: Pristis pectinata (smalltooth sawfish)
Lineage: Eukaryota; Metazoa; Chordata; Chondrichthyes; Rhinopristiformes; Pristidae
Gene: syt19
Product: synaptotagmin XIX
Exons: 7
Coding region: 1-1281 (426 amino acids)
Biological process (GO): vesicle fusion; cellular response to calcium ion; calcium-ion regulated exocytosis
Cellular component (GO): axon; synapse
Molecular function (GO): phosphatidylserine binding; SNARE binding; calcium ion binding
Source: RefSeq, a predicted model, not a curated record
AUGAUAUUAGAUGCAUUACAUCCAGAAACAAGAGCAAAGAUGUGGAACAUGGCUAGAACUGACAAAAUCCUGGCCUUUAUUCAAAGCCUAAACAUUCACCUGAGCAACACAAUAAAAUUUGGCCUGUUGGGUGCAGUGGUUCUUUUUUUUCUGAUAUCUAUGAUAAUUCUUGGAUGGCAGAUCUACCUCUGCUGCAAACAUGGAAAAACAAAGAAAACAAGAGCUACAAAGAUUGAAUCCAAGAAACAUUAUACAGAAAAAAGCAACUUAUCAACACGAAAUAACUCUUCAGACUUUCUGGCUACAUCAGAUAAAGAUGAGUAUUCGGAUAUGAAAAUCCACAAUUACAAGGUAUACAGGCUCCAAGAGAGUAUACAAAAGCUAAAUCUUUAUUUUCACUGUUAUCCUGAUGGUCUUAAACUGAUACAAUCAAAUGAAGAUCUUGUUGCUGAAUCAAAGGAUGAGCUUACAGGAAAAUUAAGAUUUUCUCUAUCAUAUGAUAAAAAACAAUCAAAGUUACAACUGACAAUUUUACAAGCAUCUAAUCUUCCUGCUCGACAUGCCAAACAGAGUACUGACUCAUUCAUUCGGGUAAAGCUAUUGACCAGUUUACCUCAGUACCAAUGUAUUCUUCACCAAUGGGACACAAAAAUCGUGAAGAACACCAGAUAUCCCUGUUUUGGAGACCAUUUUACCUGUUCUGUCGAACGGAAUGUCAGCAAGAAGGCUACUCUAAAACUUGAGGUCUGGGAUUUUGACAAAUACUCACGAUGUGAUGCAUUAGGGGAAGUAAGGAUAUCAUUCAGCAGCUUGGAUUUAUCAAAUGCAACUGAAUUCUGUGAGGACUUACAGAGGGUCCAAAAGGACAUCAUUGGAGAAAUAUUUGUAUCUCUUAAAUAUCUUCCAACAGCCCAAAAAUUAGAAGUUGCACCACUGAAGGUGAAAAUUGGUUGCCUAAGCAACAAUCAAGACACAGAUAUUUACACAAGAGUAGAUUUCUACAUCAAUCAACACAAGAUGAAGCACCAGAAAACACCAGCAAAACCAAAGUCUGAAAUAACUGUGUUCAAUGAGGUUAUAUUUUUCACUGUAUCAGAUUCUGUUAUUAAUCAGUGCAUGAUUAUAACUUCUGUGUAUGAAAUUUCACUCAAAGACAGUACAAGGCAGCUUUUAGGUCGUGCAUACAUAGGGAGGAAGAAGUCCAAAGAAGAUGAUCAUUGGCUGUCCAUGCUGCAGUCCUUGCGGCAACCUGUGUCAGAGUGGCAUCCACUUUUAAUCUAA